Molecule: messenger RNA, 2136 nt
Organism: Ostrea edulis (European flat oyster)
Lineage: Eukaryota; Metazoa; Mollusca; Bivalvia; Ostreida; Ostreidae
Product: eukaryotic initiation factor 4A-I-like
Exons: 10
Coding region: 243-1499 (418 amino acids)
Molecular function (GO): RNA helicase activity; RNA binding; ATP binding
Source: RefSeq, a predicted model, not a curated record
GAAGAAAGGAAAUUGCGUUUUAUUCAAAUUAAUGCGCCAACAUGAGAAUAUAGUUCUUUAAUUCUUCAAGGUUCUGAAAUAAUCGAGUGAUUGCGAUAAAAAAAUAUAUACACUUAUGAAAUGAAAAUUUAAAAAUUAAUAACAUCAAUUAAUUGAUACUUUGUUACGUUGUAUAAUAAGUUGCCAAUUUUUGAAGUAGCGGAAGGUUAGUCGGUCCUUUAUUCGCGGUACUCAGCGAGAACAUGUCAUAUAACUCUGAAGAUGGUGAAAGGUCUCGGAAUGAGAGACCACAAAGUGGAGACAGAAGUGAAACUAAGGAGGAGUAUAUCCCUGAGGCAGGAGGCCUCAUUGAGAGCAACUGGGAUGAAGUUGUGGACAACUUUGAUGAUAUGAACCUCCGCGAGGAGCUGUUGCGAGGAAUCUAUGCCUAUGGUUUUGAAAAGCCCUCUGCCAUUCAACAGAGAGCCAUCAUUCCUUGUAUAAAAGGGAGAGACGUGAUCGCUCAGGCCCAGUCUGGAACUGGCAAGACAGCCACAUUCUCUAUCGCUAUCCUACAGCAGAUCAAUGUGGAGGAGAAAGAUUGUCAGGCUCUGGUCCUCGCCCCCACCAGAGAACUGGCUCAGCAGAUUCAGAAAGUGGUGAUAGCCCUUGGAGAUUACAUGGGUGCGUCUUGUCAUGCCUGUAUCGGGGGAACCAACGUACGGGAGGACAUUCACCGCCUACAAGCUGGUGUCAACAUCGUCGUCGGAACACCCGGUCGUGUGUACGAUAUGAUUAGCAGAAGGGCUUUAAAUCCCAGAAACAUUCAGCUCUUCGUGUUGGAUGAAGCUGAUGAAAUGUUGUCCAGAGGAUUCAAAGAUCAAAUCUACGAUGUCUUCAGAUUUAUGCCCCAGUCCAUACAGGUAAUCCUGUUGUCUGCCACUAUGCCUGCAGAAGUCCUAGAUGUUACCAAAAAGUUCAUGAGGGAUCCAAUUCGUAUCCUAGUCAAAAAGGAGGAAUUGACCCUUGAGGGUAUCCGGCAGUUCUACAUCCAAGUGGAAAGGGAGGAGUGGAAGCUAGAUACUCUGUGUGAUCUGUACGAAACACUGACCAUCACGCAGGCGGUCAUUUUCUGCAACACCAGGAGAAAGGUGGACUGGCUAACUGACAAGAUGCUUAGCCGCGACUUCACUGUAUCAGCUAUGCAUGGUGACAUGGAUCAGAAGGAGAGAGACGUGAUUAUGAGAGAGUUCAGAACCGGUUCUAGUCGUGUAUUGAUCACGACUGACCUUCUGGCGCGUGGUAUUGACGUGCAGCAAGUCUCUCUGGUCAUUAACUUUGAUCUUCCUGCCAACCGAGAAAACUACAUUCACAGAAUUGGUCGAGGUGGUCGUUUUGGAAGAAAAGGGGUAGCCAUAAAUUUUGUCACUCAAGAGGAUGUACGGACAUUGCGUGAUAUUGAACAAUUUUACAAUACACAGAUUGAAGAAAUGCCCAUGAAUGUAGCUGAUCUGAUUUAGAGUCUACCAUAAUUCGGAAUUCUUGUUGCUAGUGGAUUUGAAGAAUUUUAACAGUGCAAUUUUCUGGAAGUAUACAUAAUUUUUCCGAGUAUCAAUGAAAUGUGAAUUGUUGACAAGAAGAUCCGAAUCUUGUGGUGUCUGAGAGCAGAAACUCUCAAUUUUAUUUUAAUCUGUUGACUUUGUAUGGGAAAUUGCUGUAAUAUUGCUGCUUUUUGUAACUGUUAAUUUAUAUUUCUAGGGAUUUAAAGCAGCCCUCAUAAAUCUUUCUUUCCUGAAAGAAAGAUGAUAAGAAUUUUGAUACAAUAUUGUAAUAAGGACUUAAUAUGUAAGGUGCAGUGCCAGAAUGCCGAUGUUAGUGGAGUACUGAAUAUUUUUUGGUUUAAACAUAACUGUACAGUUAUUAAAACCAUCCUCAUAUUGCAUAUUUUACCGAGAGAUUUGAUUAAGUUGGCCAAGCACUGGACGUUCUCGUACCGCCAUCUAUUGCAUAGGAACACCGGGUCUCCGUGUUGUGUGUGGACAGACACGGGAUCACAUGAGACAUUAAACCCCCUGACUUCUAUCAGGAUUGUUUUUUUUAUAUGUCAUGUGAAGAAAAGCAAUAGAUGUAUUAAAAAACUGUAUAAUUAUAACUGGU